This is a messenger RNA of Cynocephalus volans (Philippine flying lemur), 2689 nucleotides long. RefSeq lists its product as uncharacterized. Gene Ontology annotation, molecular function: nucleic acid binding; RNA-DNA hybrid ribonuclease activity. Bases 363 to 1841 code for a protein of 492 amino acids. Gene Ontology annotation, biological process: DNA integration. The transcript has 2 exons. Lineage: Eukaryota; Metazoa; Chordata; Mammalia; Dermoptera; Cynocephalidae. The record is from RefSeq and is a predicted model, not a curated record.
ACAUUCCUUUUACCUGGACUGAGGAGCAUCAAAAGGCUUUUGACCACAUAAAAAAAGCCUUGCUGUCUGCCCCCGCCUUGGCUCUCCCAGACCUCACCAAACCAUUUACUCUAUACGUAGAUGAAAGAGCCGGUGUAGCCCGAGGAGUGCUUACUCAGACCCUAGGACCAUGGCGACGGCCAGUAGCUUAUCUAUCAAAAAAACUGGAUCCAGUGGCCAGUGGGUGGCCAACCUGCCUAAAAGCGGUUGCUGCAGUGGCACUCCUCCUCAAAGACGCUGAUAAGUUAACCUUGGGGCAAAAUGUGACUGUGAUUGCUUCCCACAGCCUCGAAAGUAUUGUGCGGCAGCCCCCCAAUCGGUGGAUGACCAAUGCCAGAAUGACUCAUUACCAGAGUUUGCUGCUAAACGAAAGGAUAUCUUUCGCGCCCCCUGCUGUCCUGAACCCAGCUACCCUACUACCAGUCGAGUCAGAAUCCACCCCAGUACACCAAUGCUCAGAAAUCCUUGCUGAAGAAGCUGGGACUCGACGGGACCUGAAGGACCAGCCAUUGCCCGGAGUGCCUGCCUGGUAUACAGACGGUAGCAGCUUCAUUGUGGAAGGUAAGCGGAGAGCAGGGGCCGCCAUCGUAGAUGGCAAACGGACGGUAUGGGCAAGCAGCCUGCCAGAAGGGACAUCAGCCCAGAAGGCCGAGCUAAUCGCCUUGACGCAGGCAUUACGCCUAGCCGAAGGAAAAAACAUCAACAUCUACACGGACAGCAGGUAUGCUUUUGCCACUGCUCACAUUCAUGGGGCAAUAUAUAAACAGAGGGGACUGCUCACUUCGGCUGGAAAAGACAUUAAAAACAAAGAAGAAAUUCUGGCUCUGCUAGAGGCCAUUCACCUCCCUAAGCAGGUCGCCAUUAUCCACUGCCCGGGCCACCAGAGAGGAAAUAACCCUGUGGCGGCCGGGAACCGGAGGGCCGACGAGGCUGCAAAACAAGCCGCCCUGUCGGUCAGGGUGCUAGCAGAAACUAUAAAGCUUCAAGAGCCAAUCGAGCCUGCUCAAGCUAGGACCAAGCCAAGAGAGCUCACUCCUGACCAGGGAAAAGAAUUCAUUCAGCGGUUACAUCAGCUAACACACUUAGGACCAGAAAAGCUCCUUCAACUAACGAGCCGCACCAGCCUCUCCAUCCCGAAUCUCCGGUCCACCGUUCAAGAAGUCGCCAAUCGGUGUCCGGCUUGUGCCAUGACUAAUGCGACUACCACCUACCGAGAGACCGGAAAAAGACAACGGGGAGAUCGACCCGGCGUAUACUGGGAAGUAGACUUUACAGAGGUAAAGCCUGGCCGGUAUGGGAACAGGUAUCUGCUAGUAUUUGUAGAUACUUUCUCUGGAUGGGUAGAAGCUUUUCCUACCAAAACGGAAACGGCCCUGACUGUAUGUAAAAAGAUACUAGAAGAAAUCCUGCCCCGUUUCGGGAUCCCCAAGGUGAUCGGGUCAGAUAAUGGCCCAGCCUUUGUUGCUCAGGCUUUAGAAGUUGUGAAAACCCAGAUCUGGGACCAGAUCAAGGAGGUAUACGAGCCAGGUGCCGUGGCCAUCCCUCAUCCGUUCCAGGUCGGAGACCAAGUGCUGGUCAGACGCCAUCGACCCAGCAACCUUGAGCCUCGGUGGAAAGGCCCGUAUCUGGUAUUGCUGACCACCCCGACCGCAGUAAAAGUUGAUGGCAUUGCAGCCUGGGUACAUGCUUCUCACCUCAAGCCUGCGCCACCCUCCGUACCAGAUGAAUCCUGGGAGCUGGAGAGGACUGAUAAUCCUCUUAAGUUGCGCAUUCGGCGGCGGCGGAGCAAGCCUACCAAGUAAUAACCCUAACCAGCCCAACACCCUCACCUGGCAGGUACUGUCCCAAACUGGAAAGGUUGUCUGGUUCAAGACAGAAGUCCACCCCCUUUGGACUUGGUGGCCCUCCCUUACCCCUGAUAUAUGUGCCCUGGCGGCGGGUCUCGAGGCUUGGGAUAUUCCAGAAAUUGAUGCACCGGCCUCUAAAAGAGUCAGGCCUCCUGACUCAAACUAUGAAAAUGCUUAUAACCAGAUCAAAUAACUCCCCUUGGUUGACCACCCUACUGUCAACCAUCGCCGGGCCCCUAUUACUCCUCCUUCUGUUGUUCACCCUUGGGCCCUACGUCAUCAAUAGACUAGUCCAAUUCAUCAAUGAUAGGGUAAGUGCAGUUAAGAUUCUGGUCCUUAGGCAAAAAUACCAAACCUUAAAUGGCGAAGAUAACUUUUAAUUCCGCUCUAAGAUUAGAGCGAUCCACAAGAGAAAUGGGGGAAUGAAGGAAGUGCUUUUUACAAGGGUAUAGGGAAAAUACAGCCAAAAAGUCAAGUUAAGAAACAAGGGGAACAGAGUCAAACAGGAUAUCUGUGGUUAUGCACCUGGGCCCCGGCCCGAGGCAAAGGGCGGAUAGUUCCCAGAAAUAGACAAGUCAGUUAAAGUUUCAAGAGUGCCCCUCAGCUGUUUCAAGGACUCCCACUUGACCGAAGUUCACCCCUGGCUUGAUUUAAACUAACCAAUUACCUUGCUUCUCGCUUCUGUACCCGCGCUUUUUGCUAUAAAAAGGACCCAGGAGCUCUACUCGGCGCGCCAGUCUUUCGAAAGACUGAGUCGCCCGGGUACCUGUGUGUUCAAUAAACCUCUUGUUUUUGCAUCCGAA